AUGUUUAGAGCAGUGGUUGGGCGUGUUUGCGCCUUGAAACUUCUAAGUGUGCUAACAUGGCUCCUAUUGGAUUCUAUUCCCUUAUCGUUUGUACCUAGGAGUGUUAUUGCUACAAGGCAUGGAAUCUUGCCCAAGGUCAAUUCUUGUAGCUUAAUUAGUAACCUUCGGUCUACUCGAUGUCAUUUUGGUAUUAUAAAUUCGGCAGUGCCGAAGUUGAACCCCGUAUCUGUGGUUGUCCACUCAUUUUGGGGGACUGAUUCCACGUUUAACAGAGAGCUGAGGUUGGACUGUGACAGCGGUCAAUCUGGAUUAGAGAUAAAAGAGAAGAUAUCAUCAAUAACGGGUGUACCGUUAUGCCUGCUGCGUCUAUAUGUCAGUGACAGUGCUUUACCUGAUGGUACACGCACUGCGUUUAAUGACACUGCUCGGGUGUGUGAUUUCCCAUCAUUGUUGCGUCUACACCAUGAUACAAAACAGAGGGAGCUUCAUGUGCAUAUGGAACUCCCCGUACCACUAUGUCAUGAUCUGAAAGCGGAUCCUUCAAAAUUGAAGGAGUAUGCAGCUGCAUUACGGCGAUGUAGUUCCAUGUUAUCUCGAGUUAAAUCUAGUCGUAGUAAACCUGGGUUACUUUUGGAACGUGAUAUGGCAACUGAUGAGCCUUUGGAAGCUGCUAUGUGUUCGUUAAAUGAGUUUUCUAUACCUGAAGUUUCUGAAGAAAAGGGUAAGGAUCAGAAAUCUAAUGUCAUGUUUGUGCGCCCAAACCGUCGUCUACAUCUUUUAUUUUUUGAAGACUUUCCUACCCCGGAUGGCGGUGGUAACGGUCGUCUGCGAUACUGGUUACACCGUCAUUUCCCGAUAGACUGGAUUUCCAAUGCCAAGUUUGCCUUUAUGUGUUACCUCAUCAAGGAGUACUGUGAUAACGACCCCUGGGUAAAGGAGGCAUUGAAAUACGGGCCACCAAUAUGUCUAUUAGGCCAGACCCGAGCUGGUCGCAUCUUGAGUGGUACUGUAUUUCACUUUUUGCCACUUCACAUCGUACCCAAAGGUAUGUUGUAUGUUUAA
Molecule: messenger RNA, 1062 nt
Organism: Babesia sp. Xinjiang
Lineage: Eukaryota; Apicomplexa; Aconoidasida; Piroplasmida; Babesiidae
Exons: 1
Coding region: 1-1062 (353 amino acids)
Source: RefSeq, a predicted model, not a curated record